Messenger RNA from Colletotrichum destructivum, 435 nucleotides. RefSeq lists its product as uncharacterized. The transcript has 2 exons. The coding region runs from base 1 to 435 and encodes 144 amino acids. The record is from RefSeq and is a predicted model, not a curated record. NCBI's taxonomy places the organism in Eukaryota, Fungi, Ascomycota, Sordariomycetes, Glomerellales, Glomerellaceae.
AUGGUUGCGCAGGAAGAUUCGGACCCUCGUGGACCCUGCGCCUUCCGUUCAGGCCAGAUUGUCUGGUGGGAACAUCGUCACUUCGGAUACCAACAAGUUCAUUUGACGUCUGCAGAGGAAGGCCGUGCCUGCCCCGUCUGCCUCGAACGUCGCGCAAGUCAAACCAACCGGAUGGGUUCGUCCCUAUCUGCCCUCACACGAGAGCGGCCUCUCCUCAAUUGGCGAGUGUUUCUCGUCGCCUUAGAGGUUGCCAACGCAGGUGACAUGGGCACUUGGCGUCUCCCCACUAGUCGUUCCGAAAAGAUCGAGCGGUUACCUGAGCAGUGGAGGACCGAGAACUGGUCUGAAUAUUGGGAGAGAAACUCCAGCGGUCGGACGUUAAGUAGCUGGAGCCGCGGCGCCAGUUGCUCCUCUUGGGACUGCCAUACGAGGUAG